Sycon ciliatum is the source of this 1494-nucleotide messenger RNA. RefSeq names its product glutamate-rich WD repeat-containing protein 1-like. Gene Ontology annotation, molecular function: protein binding. NCBI's taxonomy places the organism in Eukaryota, Metazoa, Porifera, Calcarea, Leucosolenida, Sycettidae. The record is from RefSeq and is a predicted model, not a curated record. Gene Ontology annotation, biological process: ribosome biogenesis. Bases 36 to 1358 code for a protein of 440 amino acids. The transcript has a single exon. Gene Ontology annotation, cellular component: nucleolus.
UAUUUCUAUUCUUUUGUAGCAUGCAGUAGGUAACAAUGUCUUCCUCUCCAUCUGCAUCUGAGGAUGAAGCAAUGUCUUCCUCUGGAUCGGAAUCUGAGGAUGAAGCCAUGGAUGCUGGUGAUGUCUAUUUGCCAGGAAAACCAAUUGAGGAGAACGAGGAACUGGUUUAUGACAGUACUGCUUAUCACCUAUACCACGCUGCUCAGACGGAGGCACCGUGCCUGAGUUUUGAUUUUGUCAAGGAUGCUCUUGGGGACGCUCGUUCCGAAUAUCCCAUGACUGCGUUCGUCGUGGCCGGUACUCAAGCAGAAGCAUCCAAACAGAACCAUUUGAUGCUGAUGAAACUGCAUGGCAUGGAACGAACCAAGCAGGCUAGUGAAGAUGACGACGAUGAGGAUGAUGAUGAGGACAGCGAUGAUGAGAGUACAGCAGAGAUGUGCAUGGCGCGUGUAAAACACACCGGACCUGUGAACCGUGUGCGCUGUGCGUGCGUGGAGAACCGACAAGUUGUGGCGACGUUUGCCGAAACCGGCCACGUUCACCUGUGGGACACGACAUCCAUGCUACAGCGUGUGGACAAUCCAAUCGCAUCCGGUGGCUCCAAGAAGAAGAAAGCCAAUGUCCACGACCUGCCUGGCACUCCAUUGUUCACCUUCCGUCAUCAACGUGAAGGUUUUGCGCUCGAUUGGUCUCCUGUUGUCGGCGGACGACUUGCAUCCGGAGAUUGCCACCAUCACAUUCACAUCUGGGAACCCGAUGAGGCUGGCAAAUGGAAUGUAAAUCAGCAUGCUCUCGCCAGCCACAAGUCAUCCGUCGAAGACUUGCAGUGGAGUCCUGACCAGGCACAUGUCCUGGCAUCGUGCAGUUCCGAUCAGAGCGUUCGUGUAUGGGAUGUGCGAGCCAAACCAAGCAAAGCAUGCAUGAUCACAGUGGAGAACGCACACUCGGCGGACGUUAACGUGCUGUCUUGGAACCGCAAGGCGCCGUUCUUUGUGACGGGUGGUGACGACGGGGUGCUACGUACCUGGGAUCUCCGGCAGCUAAGCGACGGGCAGCCGAUAGCAGAAUUCAAGCAUCACACGGCUGCCAUCACAUCUGUGGAAUGGCUGCCAUCCGAGAGCAGUGUGUUUGCGUCCAGUGGUGCGGACGAUCAGCUAGUCCAGUGGGACUUGUCCCUGGAGACCGAUAAGGAAGCAGGCAAGCCCAUGGCUGGUGGUGAUGAGGUUCCCCCUGCAUUGCUCUUCAUUCAUCAAGGCCAAAAGGACAUAAAGGAAUUACAUUGGCAUCCCCAGAUCCCAGGCCUGAUGGUCUCAACAGCACUCAGUGGUUUCAACGUCUUCAAAACAAUCAGUGUUUAGCACCAGUAACUCUCUUUUUUAACACCAUGCUGGCACUGGAAUAGAAAACAUUAAAUUUUGGUCUCAUGAAAGCUUCCAAAUUAAAAAAAAAAAAAAGGAAUGAAAGUUAUAUGGAACGAACAAUCAUGCAAUUUCA